This is a messenger RNA of Aspergillus campestris IBT 28561, 750 nucleotides long. Its product is annotated as TRAPP subunit TRS20. Lineage: Eukaryota; Fungi; Ascomycota; Eurotiomycetes; Eurotiales; Aspergillaceae. The record is from RefSeq and is a predicted model, not a curated record. Gene Ontology annotation, biological process: endoplasmic reticulum to Golgi vesicle-mediated transport. The transcript is spliced from 2 exons. Bases 57 to 680 code for a protein of 207 amino acids. Gene Ontology annotation, cellular component: cytoplasm; TRAPP complex; nucleus.
UGACGCCGCAAUAUCGAUCUAUCUACGCUCCGCUACAGGACAGACAGGCUACAACCAUGUCGUACUACUUCACUAUCCUCUCUCCCACCGACGCUCCGCUGUUCAACAUCGCCUUUGGCACGUCGAAAAGCGGCGGCGAUGGCAUUGCCCGCUUCCGCUUCCCUGACACCGCGCAGUACAUGAACCAGUUUAUUAUCCACUCUAGUUUGGAUAUUGUUGAGGAGGCGCAGUGGAUGAAUGGGAAUAUGUACCUCAAACACAUCGACACCUACCCACCCGCAGCAGCAUUCAUCUCCGCCUUCCUGGCCCCCUCCGGCGCGCGCUUCCUCCUCCUCCACCAACCCCCGCAACUCCCAACAGCCGGCUCCGCCGCGGCAGCAUCAACAGGAGCACCCGGAGCAGCCGCCCCUGGCACCGGCAGCGUCAGCAGCAGCAGCGGGGCGUCGUCGCUGCUGGGCUCCUCCUUCGCGGCGACGGCGUCCUCCUCGCGCACCUCGUCGAGCUCCAUCGCGGCCAACCCGACCUCCCCGCAGACGGAGGAGGCGGUGCGCCAGUUUAUGAGUGAGGUUUAUGAGAAUUAUGUGAAGACUGUUAUGAGCCCGUUUUAUAGGCAGGGGAUGGAGAUUCGGAGUCCUGUUUUUAGGGGGAGGGUGAAUGCUGCGGGGAAGAAAUGGCUGUAAUCGUUUUUUCCCCCCUUUUUUUUCUUUUGGGAUGUACUGAUUGUGAGUGGUUUGUGUUUGUGGUUUGUGG